Messenger RNA from Guillardia theta CCMP2712, 525 nucleotides. RefSeq lists its product as hypothetical. The transcript is spliced from 6 exons. The coding region runs from base 1 to 525 and encodes 174 amino acids. The record is from RefSeq and is a predicted model, not a curated record. Lineage: Eukaryota; Cryptophyceae; Pyrenomonadales; Geminigeraceae.
AUGACAUGUCUUACCGAGCUAACAUACACAGCCAUCGCGUCGCACACUUUUGUGAAGUCGAACGCAUACUUGCGAACAAACAGGGACAGGGCAAAGUCAUACUCCUUGGACCACGGAAAGGAGGAUGAGCAGGAGCAGGAGCAGGAGAAGCAGGAGCAGGAAGAUGAGGAGGAAGAGGACGAGGAGGAGAUCGACAAGGAUACAAGAACUGCCCGACAAGAUCAGAAGAUCUCCAAGUCCGAGGAAGCCAGUGCGAUCAAGGCAGCUGAAAAGGGCGAGGAGGGACGAGCCUUGAAUCAUCUUAAAGCGUCUCAACGAUACGAGGACAAGGCGAUCAGAGCUCAAGCACAGGCGAACAUGUACGGGAAGGACGAGCUAAAGCGCUCCAAGGAGAUGGAAGGGCAGCUGAACCAAGGCAUGAAUCCGAACGGUGGAGUCGCAGAGAGAGAGAGAAGAGACAUCAGGAAGGAAGAGAAAUUCGUCGGAAAGUGUCUCGGUGGCCCAUUCUCCUUGCUGAGCUCCUAG